Messenger RNA from Aspergillus ruber CBS 135680, 2333 nucleotides. Its product is annotated as condensin subunit SMC2. Lineage: Eukaryota; Fungi; Ascomycota; Eurotiomycetes; Eurotiales; Aspergillaceae. The transcript has 4 exons. Bases 256 to 2004 code for a protein of 582 amino acids. Gene Ontology annotation, molecular function: ATP hydrolysis activity; protein binding; ATP binding. The record is from RefSeq and is a predicted model, not a curated record. Gene Ontology annotation, biological process: chromosome organization. Gene Ontology annotation, cellular component: chromosome.
AUCGUAGAUCGAUAAUGAUCAUGUGCUUUCCGAACCGACCCCUCUAUGCUUAUUCAUCCAACCUGGCGCCAUUCCAAAAGCGGUAAACCAUAAACACCUGAUUACCGCCGGCAAAACAGCCGCGCCCGCCAAAAACAGUCUCGUUCCACCAUCUCGGCGGCCAGCGAUCGUACGCACAUCUACUUUCUUAUCGCCAUAUCUCCAUCUCAUGUACUGUAACAACUGAGUGCAUGGGACUGGAUUGGUGUCGCAACCAUGCGGAUUACAGAAAUUAUUAUUGACGGCUUCAAAUCGUACGCUGUGCGUACGGUCGUCUCAGGAUGGGACGAAUCCUUCAACUCGAUCACUGGCCUGAACGGCAGUGGUAAAUCCAACAUUCUCGAUGCGAUUUGUUUCGUCCUCGGAAUCACGAAUAUGAGCACGGUUCGGGCGCAGAACCUCCAAGAUCUCAUCUACAAACGUGGCCAGGCCGGUGUGACGAAGGCCAGUGUGACCAUCGUCUUCGAUAACCGUGAUACCGCGAAAUCCCCGAUCGGUUUCGAGGAAUAUGCGAAUAUUUCCGUUACGCGACAGAUCGUCCUCGGCGGUACGAGCAAAUAUCUGAUCAACGGCCAUCGCGCACAACAGCAGACGGUGCAGAACCUCUUCCAGAGUGUUCAGCUGAACAUUAACAACCCCAACUUCCUUAUUAUGCAGGGACGAAUUACGAAGGUUUUGAAUAUGAAGGCUGUUGAGAUUCUGUCCAUGAUCGAGGAAGCAGCAGGCACGCGAAUGUUCGAGGAUAGACGGGAGAAGGCGGGCAAGACAAUGGGCAAGAAGGACUUGAAACUGCGUGAAAUGGAGGGACUACUGAAGGAAGAAAUCGAACCGAAACUCGAAAAACUUCGUGCCGAGAAGCGUGCUUUUCUCGAUUUCCAACAGACCCAGAACGACCUGGAGCGGUUAACGAGGCUGGUUGUCGCUCACGACUACAUCCGAGGCAACGAACGGUUACGGGUUGCUGGAGAUGAGUGUGAAGACAAGAGGCAAAAAGUCCAAACAUUUGAGGAUAACGCAUCUAAACUGAAGAACGAAAUUGGUCAUCUGGAGGAAGACGUUAAGCGGGUGCGGGCAGCUCGCGAUAAAGAGUUGCGCAAAGGAGGAAAGUUUCAAGGCCUUGAAGAUGAUGUUAAGGCUCAUUCGCAUGAGCUGGUCCGAUUGACGACUGUUUUCGAUCUCAAGAAUGCCAGUAUUGUAGAGGAGAAGGAAAGGCAGAAGGACAACCAAAAGACCGUGAAUGACCUUGAGAAGCUUCUCAAAGAAAAGAAGGACAUCUAUGAUAAACUACAAGCCCAAUACGAUACUGCGAAGGCGGAACUUGACGCUCAGACCGCCGGAGUAGAACAGAAGGAAGAAUUGCUCCAGUCAUUACAAACUGGUGUCGCAUCCAAGGAAGGUCUGGAAAGUGGGUACCAAGGACAAUUGCAAGACGCCCGAAACCGUGCUAGCGGUGCUGCCACAGAACAAGAGCAAGCCAAACUCAAGAUUGCUCAUUUGGAAAAGAGGGUUAAAGAAGAGGAGCCGCGCGCCAAAAAGGCAAAGCAGCAGAACUCUGGUCUUUUACAAGAUUUGGAGGGUCUGAAGUCGCAGGCCAAGAAGCUGGAAUCUGAGCUUACGAGACUUGGGUAUGAACCUGAUAAAGAAGAGCAGAUAUACCAGGAACAAAGUGGCCUGCAGAAGGAUAUCCGUGAACUCCGAGGAAGAGCCGAUGAACUCAAGAGAAGGGUGGCCAACAUUGACUUCAAUUAUACAGACCCACAUCCCGGAUUUGACCGAUCUAAAGUCAAGGGCUUGGUUGCCCAGCUCUUUACUUUGGACAAGGAAAAGAUUCCCACUGCGACGGCGCUGGAAAUCUGCGCUGGCGGUCGCCUGUAUAACGUUGUCGUCGAUAGCUCUGAAACCGAUCUCAUCUUUCAGGGCAUCCGUGGAGAAGAUCGGCGCAGCUCAGAACAUUGCACCUGGUAAAGUUGAUCUUGCCUUGGAGCUGAUCGGGUACGAGGAAGAAGUUACGGCUGCUAUGAAUUAUGUGUUUGGGAACACGCUGGUUUGCCAGGAUGCGGAUACGGCCAAGCGAGUGACAUUCGAUCCAUCUGUCCGUAUGAAGAGCGUUACUCUCGAUGGUGAUGUUUAUGACCCGUCAGGCACUUUGUCUGGAGGUAGCGCACCGAAUUCGAGUGGAGUACUUGUCACGUUGCAAAAAUUGAACGAAAUCACUCGAGAAAUCCGGAUUAAGGAGCGUCACUUGGCGAGCUUGGAAGAGAACAUGAGAAAGGAGAAGAAGAAGCUCGACGCUA